GCGCCGAGACGACACGCGGUCGGCGGUCGGCUGGCCCUCGCACCACACGCUCGGCGAGCCAGCACGUGGCCGACUGGCGCGCGGCGGAGGCGCUCUCUGGCCGCCCAUGCGUAGGCUCUGCAGGGACCACCGGGCACGCGGGAGGCGAGAGGCCUGAGCUCCGACCGACCAUGCUGCUGCUGCUGCUGCUCCUCAUCGUCGGCGCCUGCAUCUCAGGUGUCCCGGGCCGCGGGUUUGUCAAGGACGUGGACAGCAGCGCCCGCUGCUCGCGCUGGGCCAGGAACCUCGCUCGCAACUGGCACGCCGAAACCUCGCCCUCUGAGCCCGACUUGAGCGGCACCUGGGUCUCGCAACGGUGCGAAGUGCGCUCGGGGCCCGAGUUCGUCCUACGAAAGUACCACUUCUUCGACGACUCGAAGUUCCACAUGGUACAGUUCUUCUACCUGGACAACUCGUGCACGGUGCCGGCGUAUGCGCUAGACGGCUGGGGGCGGCUCGACCUGUCCAGCCUGUCCUGGGUGGUGCCCGGUGCGACCGAGGCCGAGGCUUCGUUGUCACAUCUCAACGUAAUCGCCUACACCGCCGAGGUGGCCGACAGGCUCAGUAGGGCAGUCAACAGGUCAUGCCCUGGAGAAGUUAAGCGGCCCUGGGAAACCCACCUAAAGUAUCGCCUCGUCAGCUUUGUGGAAGGUCGAACUGCGGACAAGCCGCUUGUUGAAGACUUCGUUUGCACGGGAGGCCUACAGUUCACUCUCAACGAGCUACAACUGAUUCGGGUCGUGCACCAAGGUCCUUUGCCGUACCGGCGUCAAUCCGAUGCACCUGCGGCUGAGCUGUACCUGGGCGACAUCCACAGUGACGUGCGCAAGCGGCUCUCGUACCGGCCCACCUCGUAUCAGCUGCCGCUGCUCGAAGCAAGCGCGGCCGGCUGCCACGUGUGCCACCUCGUGGCCAAGGGGGCGGAGCUGUCGCCGCCGCAGCUACCACCCAAGCCCAAGUUGCCCGCGCACCUGAGCGGCGAGUGGAUCAGCCUACGCUGCGAAGUGCAGCCGCUGGGACUGUUCCUGGCGCGUCGGCUUCUGUUCCAGCCAGGGAAUAAUUCGUGGAGCGGCUGGUUCCAAUACUACCGAGAUCCCAACUGCAAGCAGCACUGGUUCCUGCUCAGCCGCCAGGGCACCUACGAGAUCGUGGGGCCUUCGCAGCUGCUCCGCGGCGCCACCAACGUGAACCUGCGCACGCUGGCGGCCCAGAUCACGCCUCAGCACCGCGGCAUCGUCACCAACCUCAAUUCGGCGGCGGACGAAGGCCGCUGCGGUUCCCGCUGGUCGCUGCGCCGGACGCAAGACGUGACGGUCACGGGCGGCUGCCACCUGCUGGGUGUCUCGGUGCCCAGCACGGCCUACGAGGUCGUGCACAACGAGAUCGACGCCAACUCGCUCCUCUUCCUGGGCCACGCCGACACGGACGGCGAGGUGUCGAGGCCCGACCGGCGCGCCACGGCCUACGAGGCACCACUGGUGCAGUGCCGCACACUCCCGGAGCCCAGCAACGAGCUGGCCGGCCGGCCGCUGGCGCUCAUCUCCGGAGGGGCCGCCGUCAAGCCGCCGCUGUUGCUUCUCGCGAUGCUCUUGCAGCUGGGCGCGGCGGCGGGCGCACAGGACUGACCGACGGGCGGCCAUGCGACCGGCGGGGCAACGGACGUUUCUCGGGCGCGCGCGCGGCCGGUCCGCCGGCCCGAGUGGUGGCGAGCGAGCCCCCUGAACGAGGCCGUCGUUGGUGAAAGGACCGGAGGUGCAGACGGGUCGAAGGCUUUAUCCUCGCAUUGAGCACUGAGCCAGUACAAUGUUUGGAAUCGUAGAGCGACUCUCGGCCGCACGACGAGUGCUCGCACCUCCGUGUUCCCGCCUGUCUGUCCCGUCGACGACUAAAACACCCGCGCCAAAAACAGGGCAAACAGCAAAUGAGUACAGUUGUCAUGUGCUUGGAUGUCGUUCAUGGAUGCGAAUGCACUGCCACUUGAUGUCCGUACUUUACUCGUGUGACCGCCGUACGUUCUUGCUGUGCUGAGGGCUUGGCUUGUGCCCACUUGGCAGGUUCGCGUGGCGCUCCCGUAGUCAAGCGCUUCCCCGCAGAGCACCCGCCGCUCCAGGAGUGCAGGAUGCGCGCGUGCUUCCACUCUUGCUGUCCGCUAUAGGAGCAUGAAACCACGACUGCAAAUCGCCCACAGUCGGUGCUCAGGACAUGUACUAACGUGCCACGCAGUCUUCAGCGAGAGAUUUGUGCCUCUACAUACCAGCUUUUAUUGACAAUCAUGAAGCACAUUUUAGUAAACUAUGGCACAAAUUCAAUUAAACCUCUUUUUUAAUGGCAUUUACAUACUGUAUUCUGGAAGAAAAAUUGCGCAGUCAUUAUUUUGCAGCGUGAAGCUCCGGUACAUUUAGACGUCAGAAAAAAAAAUCGCGCUUGUAUCAGCCAAAAUCAGAAACUUUGAGCUUGCUCAUAUCUCCAGAAAAAGAAAUUAGAUUUCGUUGAUCAAGUUAUCAGAGCAUUCCUGUUAUUAACAAGAAGAGACAUGAUUUGUUGAUGCCGAAAAAGUAUAUUUCUUACUGCAUACCUCAAUUCGAAUACAGUGUUACCAACUUGCAAAAAAAAAAAAAGAUUAUUGCGGCGCUUUUUAUUAGCAAGGCAUAUUUUGGUAACAGGCUAUCUGUACUCUGCUACAUGCGUUUAAAUGGAAACGUGGUCACUUGCAGGGUAGAACUCUGUAGCUACUUAACAGAAUAAGUGAAGACAUGUGUAGGUAGACAACAAAUGGCAGAAGAGUAGCAGACUCGAGCGCAAUACCGCUAGCCAAACCUUGUCAGCUUACAAUGCCAUGACUCCCUGGUGCCCAAGCGCCAUGCCUAUACGUGCAGAUUUUCGCGUCUCCCAGCAUGUAACAUACCAACACCAUCGCCUCGUUUGUUCACCUUACCCUUUUGUCAACCAUGAUUUCCUGCAGUCAUUUUCUAUUCCUUUGGAGCACCGUUCUACUAUCGCUUAAGCCCAGAUGCGCACCUUUCACGAAGAUCUUGAGCCCCAGUACUUCUUUGAAGUUCGUGUAAUUAAAACAAGGGAGCCGUUUAACGUGGCUUUAUUCACCGUUCUAUCACUGUCAACGGUUCACAGGCAAAAAAAAAAAAAAAAAACAUAGCGCAACAGGCAUUCCGCCCUAGCAGUGGUGUGCAAGGUACGUGCAGCGCAGCUACCCUCCGUUAACACUACUUUACGUUGGCUGUUCUUUAAAUGUAGUCAAUGUAAUACAAGCCUGGCCAUUGCAAUGUCGUUGUAUGAUUUAGGAUAAAUGUACUGGUGUUCCUCUUCUCCCAUGUGUGCAACCCUGUUCUCUGUGCACAUGCCAGAGAUGAACAUACAGGGUGUUUCACGUAACUAGAUCCAAUCAUUUCAAAAGAAAAUUGGUGCAUCGAAGACAGGUUUGAAUAACGGCCCACUGUUCACAGUCCUCUUGAGUUACUGAGAAUAUUUUAAGAUCAAUUACCCACAUAUUUGUAAAUUCUCGCUUUUGUACAAAAGCUGUACUUGAGAAAAUGAAAGAGCGCUUUCUGAAACAUUCAAUAUAGUUGGUUUCAUGAAAUUAUCGUUUACGUAUUCUUUUUUUUGUAUUUUAAAAAGAUCGACGAUGCACCAAGGAAGGACUUACCAACAUGUUUGCAUGCCAGGAAUGUAACGGUCUCAAGAGUUUAUACGCUCAAGAAACAAAACGCGCAUGCAGACUCGAAGGAAGUGGUCGGUCCCAGCAUUCAGCGUAAGCCAGAGAGGGACGUUAGCAGCUUGGCUAUGAAGCAAAGCCUUCACGGUCACAAGUAAAAGUGGCCGCCAACAUGCCGAAAUCGUUCGUUGAAAGCACACCGGAGAGCACUGCAAUCCAGGCGCGCAAAGACGCAGUGACGCCAUUUUUUUUUCACCACAAAAUUAAUAUUAAAAAUUUUUGUUGAAUUUACCUGAACCACAUUGAGCUAAUUAAGCGCGCUUCAAUAAAUAUCCCGAAUAGCUCAAGACGACUGCGAACAACAUGCCAUUUGUCACAUCUGCAUUUUUAGUUGUGCAAAUCAAUGCGUAUACAUUCAUUGCUUCACACCAGCAGGCAGCCAGAAAUGAAAAAAAAAGAAACCUUUUUUUUAAUGAAACGUUCAUAUUCGAGGUUUACUAGAAUAAUAUUUAUUUUAACUAAUUGUUUACACUAAUACACAUGAACCCACAAAGACUACGAGCUCCGAUGCUGCAACAUGCGGGAAACGUGCAUAGCUGCAACUCGCCAUGAGAGGGCAUGUUUGUGUGAUGGCGUAGGGUGGAAGCGAAAUCCUGGACCUGGGAGGCGUUAAAAACAUCCAGCAGCUAGCCGAUGAAAGUAACAUUGAACGGCCGUUAAACCAGCGUGAAAGCACGUUCACGACUCCAGCAAUGUGCAGCGUGCGAGAAUGUGAUCUCCGGAACCUUGCCUUACAACUUUGCAGGAUUGCGGUAGCGAGCGCGAUUCUGCAUCUCCUGGUGCGUCCCCUUCUCAAGCACGAGUAUCAGGUGUAUAUAUUGGACAGCCUUCGCUGCCAAUGAGCCGCGAACCUCUGAUUGCGAGCUACGCCGAUUCCGUCGGUCGAACGUAAGACGCCAAGCCCAAAGUAUACAUAGAACGUGCCCGCAGGAUGCUGGCCAGCUAGCCCCGUUUAUUUAGCCUGUACAAAAUGUAGUGGGCUGGUUCAACAUCGCGUCGUGUAGUCUACAGGUCCUUGGCACAUAUAAGCCAGCCUGUCACGAACCCAGAGCCCACCUGCGGCUUAAGGUACGUCUCGUGCCUAGAAGGCGUACGAAGAGCAUCGUUCGCGUGGGCGCUUCGAUAUCCAGCUCAAAGUAUACCGCUAGGAUCGCGAGCAACGUGCAUCAGCCUAGGGAAAUGCUUGUAUGUUGUGUGCGUAGCGAAUGUACUCAGUAGCAAAUCGACAACCUUCAUAUCAGUAGCGUGUAGCCAGCUUUGUAACAACUGCAGGCCACCGCGGUUGUAGUGAGUGUUAUAUUGUUUGGCAUGCCUGAGAGACGGGUUGAGUGUGAAGGAAAAGCGAGCGAUUUGGCUGAUUUGGCGAUAAGCUAUUAGGCGUGUGUUCGUGCAUCCUUUUGUGCCCAUGUGUUCACCCCCUCGUAGGAAAGCUGUGCAAGGCCCAGCGAGGCCCGCUCUGCUAUGGGACGUAUUGUUUGCGUUGGGUCCGAGAGUUGUGCGCUCGCUUCUUGCAAAGCGCCAUCUGAGCACAAGGAGUUCGCACAGCGUAAACCUGUAGUGAUCUUUCCUCCCUGUCUUUCCUUUCCUUAACAUGAAAACCACCUGCCCCUGUUCCCCCAGUUUCACGUUUAUGCCUUUUUUUUUUUUUUUUUCUGCCUGAAAAGAUACCCUUCCUGUAUAGUUAGAACGCUUGCUUUACGUGACCGUUUAGAAUGCAAUCGUUGCUAGCAUUUCGCUUCAACUUAAAGAACGCUGUAUUUUGAAGCAUGACGAGACAUAUUCGUCACCACUAUAUAUAUAUAUAUUUUUGAGUCACUCAGCACGAGAUUAUAAGCACCUUGUUAUUCGUAUCAGUUGGUGCUGUGUUCCUGCUUUUUGUGUCACGACAUGCUUGACUUCAUUUUGUGCCCUCCAUCGCAAGUAUUUCGAACGAAGCAGGACUGCCAGUUGUGCUAGUUGGUAAGCAUUCAUGUCGAGAUAAAAAAAAAAAAAACUACGUAGCGGUUCACGAUUCUCUUCUUCUCGAGCCGCCAGUUAAUUUUUUUUUUUUUUCGUACGAAGACAAAGAAUGCGAAAGACAUGAGACGGACUCUCUAUUAGAAUGCUAACACACUAAAACCUUUCUCCGGCCCUAAACAUCAUCAAGUAAAAACACAAGUAAUUAACUCUAGUUGCCGACGCCUGUCCUUCAAUUAAAGUUUUCCCGAAUCUUUUUCUUCGCACUGCCGAGUUACAGUCGUUCGAAGCAAUAAAACUGCACUGCGUUUAUCAUCCGCGCCCUCCCGUUAACGCUCAUCCUAAGCUUGUCAUGCGCGUCGGAAAACUAUACUGAUGAAAGAGAGGGAGAGUGGAAUAAAAAGUUUCACGUUUUUCUCCCGCAGAGCUCCGACGCAAGCCAGAGCUAUGCGACUUCUGUCGCAGCUGUGCGUCAUGGCAGCGUUUCUUAUGUUUUGCCGUUUCGUUUUGUUUCGUGCCGAGACUUUCACUACUAUGGUUUAGCGUGCUAUGCGUCCACUCGCAGCGUGUUUGAAGUUAAACGUCACGAUACCAGCUCUGACGUCACUACUAGUGAUCAAUGAGGCGCCGCGGCUGGACAGCGCGUGCAAUCUCAUUGUUAAAUUUACGAGCACGCCGCGAUGCUUGGAGAACUGUAUAUGUGCUCCACCGUCUGCUCUUCUUUAGUUCAAAAGCCCAGAAUUGUUUAGGGGUCCUUUAAUGUUUUCGUUAGCGGUCGACAUCUCCGUUAAGUUACAAGGUCCUUCGCAGCUCUUGAAGGAUUCACUAUUCAGUUCUUCUUUUCUUUCCGAACAAUGUGCGUUAUUUGCAAGCUGGACGAGCAAUUUUCUGUAUGUAUAUAGUUAAACAAGCACGUAGUAGAAAUUCUAGUUUGGUAAGUUAUAGGCCGGUAUAACGCAACGGCUCUUUCCGCCCGAUUGUAUCUGAGUGAUAUCAUUCGAUCACCGCUAUACGGACAGGCCGAUUCUGAGGAUAACGCAAGCGGGGCGUCGCUCGAGCCCAUGACGAAGCUCCAAAAGGAAACAGAAUUCGAGUCGAAUCUAUAUAUUAUUCCGCACACAGCUUCUUUCCUUUGUCGGCUGAUUACAUUAACGGGAAAUUUCGACAUUUAGCCGUCGCGAACACAAAGUUUCACUAAGAUUUAGCCGGCUGGUAGUGAGUGAAAGUGGUUAACUGUGUCGUAAGGCUUCGUUGCCUUUGCAGACAGAGCUGGUGUCCCGACAGUUGAUUAAUCACGAUUGCGUCGAAUGGGGUGCUAACAGAUUUGUAACUUUCUACAUGCGUUCCUUCUCAUAUUUACGACAGGUUUUUAUGUAUCUAGAAUGACUUAUUUUUUAUUUUUUCUGACUGAAUAUAUUAUUAUUAUUAUUAUUAUUAUUAUUAUUAUUAUUAUUAUUAUUAUUAUUAUUAUUAUUAUUAUUAUUAUUAUUAUUAUUAUCGUACGCUUGGUUACAUAUAUGUACAGCAGUGCUUCUUAGGAGGAAGAGUGGUCACCGGGAUGUAAAAGUCCCGGUUGCCCCUCUCAAUAUGCGUGAAUAGCGACGCUUGGUAUCACUACUGCCCGUUCCCCACCCCCCGUUUCUUUUUUUAUCCCGUACCUCGCUAGAAAAGGAGCGUUCAUAUCGAUACUGAUAAUCACCCAUGUUCCAGGCUUCAAGCUUGUGUCCGCCGGUGGUUCCCGAGGCAUCACGUAACUUAGCGUCUUUCGCACUCUUACCUUUAAGCUCGUCUGUGCUGCGAGUGGGCAGACAAGCUCUCAUCCGCGCGUCUGCCCACGUCUGACCACGCUUGCACAUUUGGUGUCGUCUUUUGGGAAAGUGUGUCGUGACUUGUGUUGUCUAUGACUCCUCGGUCAGUCAUGCGCAUAUCCUGGGAAAAGUGUGUUGAUGUUGGUGGAGCGAUGUGACAUGUGUCGUGAAACGUAAAAAAAAAAAAGUUAUAAUAUAUUUACAGUUGCGCUGUGCCUAGCAACAAAUGAGUUACAGGCUGAAUUAGCCUCAGCCUAGAUUCGACCGCAGCUUGAAAAUUUGAAGCCUCUUUUAUCAAGUAGGUCUGUGGCGUCAAAGGACUAUAGUCUAUGUAUAAUCACGCAUGUUUACCCAUGUAUUAUAACUCGGAAGAGUGAUUGCUAAAAGAACUUGACUUCUAUUAAAAGCUUUACUGAUCGCCAAGCUCGCUCUGAGUUGUACCAAGAACGAGCAGUGACCAAAAUAAUCGCUUAAUGUUAGCGAUUCCUCAUUGCUACCUAGCAGAACGUUUCUAACGCUCGUUUAUUUACAUGUCCAAAUACACGUUUUCUGUACUUGGUGUCAUGUUAUGUGAAUCACUUUCUGAGUUGUUCUUGAACAACAUUGGUCGCCCUUUUAAAUCUGGAAACAACUAAGAUUAUAUGCAGCAGUGUUGUCGUGAUGGUGUUAGCAGUCAUUAAGACUAAUUGAGGAUUAAGGCUCUGGAUGCUUCGCUGCAUUGCACGACCUCUCCUGGCUUCCAACCGCUGAUUUAUAUGUAAUCCUGCUAUCUAUUUUUAUUUCUGGCGGUGAAAAGCAACAAAAUACUUUACUUUCCACAGCUUUACUUUCAUUACGGCACUCGCGCUAGAAGUCGCAACUUCAAAAUGAGGCCUGAACAUCGCCCCGCAGUGCGUGUUAUCGUUCCCCUUAGCUGUCGUCUCGGUGUGUGUUCGUGCGUGUCCAACAAUACUCCAGCUGUAGGUGUUAUGUUUCCAAGGUGUGCGGCGUGUUCAAGUGUGGAGCCCCAAGAAGCGACAAACGGCAAAAGCCCGACCACUUCGGUGCGCACGAAGCUGGCUACACCGCCGUUCUUCGUGGCAGCGCAGCCGCUGCAAUAGCAGGACGACGCGAUUCUCUGGUGCGCAAAUUCGCUGCGCUAACAACGUAAUUCAGUUAACGAUCUAAGCAGCGCUUCUUCUCGUCUCAUCGGCUGUGGUCGCUUGUCGCUUUUUUUGGCUGCGCGCUCUGUAGUCGCCAAACGUGUCUCGAGUCGUUGUACCUAGUUAUUCGCGUCGUAUAGUGUGUACGGUGUCAUAGGAUCAUCAUAGCCAGACGAAUGUCCAUGAGAUCCACCUGCCUAAGCACAAAGCGGAGGAGCUGGCCCGGGUGCUCCAAAGUGCAGCUCCUCUGGCAGCACAGCACGCCCUGGCUGCGCAGAACAAUUCCGGUGUGUUGCACUUAGUUCUCUCUUUUACAUCAGCACCCAGUCGAGUCCUGUAGCGCGCCUCAAAACGUCAGUGCUUCUGCUAUACUCCUGCUGCUGCCUCGAUGGCAGGCCUCGUGGAACAACCAGCAGCACAAGGUUGACAACUUCACAGCGCAUGUAUAUGGCACCAUGUACUCUUCUGUGUAACGAAGCUUCCAUAAAGAGAGUUUUCCGAUGAGUGA
Dermacentor silvarum is the source of this 9183-nucleotide messenger RNA. RefSeq names its product protein APCDD1. Gene Ontology annotation, cellular component: plasma membrane. The record is from RefSeq and is a predicted model, not a curated record. Gene Ontology annotation, biological process: negative regulation of Wnt signaling pathway. The coding region runs from base 171 to 1664 and encodes 497 amino acids. The transcript is spliced from 6 exons. NCBI's taxonomy places the organism in Eukaryota, Metazoa, Arthropoda, Arachnida, Ixodida, Ixodidae. Gene Ontology annotation, molecular function: Wnt-protein binding.